This is a messenger RNA of Lottia gigantea (owl limpet), 1003 nucleotides long. RefSeq lists its product as hypothetical. The record is from RefSeq and is a predicted model, not a curated record. The transcript has 7 exons. NCBI's taxonomy places the organism in Eukaryota, Metazoa, Mollusca, Gastropoda, Lottiidae. Gene Ontology annotation, molecular function: lysozyme activity. Bases 71 to 892 code for a protein of 273 amino acids. Gene Ontology annotation, biological process: peptidoglycan catabolic process.
AUUAAAAUCACCAUCCGGGAUUGGGGUAUUUAAACCACCAAAACUGUUAAAUUGUCACACUAUUACAAAUAUGUCCAAGAUGGGAUAUAUGGCAUAUAUAUUGGUGGUCUUUGCUCUCUUGUGUUUCUAUGUUAACGCAGAUCAAUGUACCUAUCGAGGAGGACAGUGUAAAAGGUCUUCCGGUGGUUGGUGGUUUUGGUCCAGGAGGCCAUCAUGUUACAAUGGAAGAUUUGUCAAUGGUCUUUGUUCUUCCAACUACAAAUGUUGUGUUCCAAAUACUCCAAAACCAACUAAAACAACUCCACCCCCAGUUUCCUACCAGUGUUAUGGUGAUUUUAUGAAGUUGAAUCCAACAGGGGCCGGCAAAUUAACUUCUGGACAAGAUUGGUUGAAAUAUACAGGAGUACGCGCGUCUAAUAAGAUGUUGGAUACUGAUUUAGCUGAAUUGAACAAACGUAAACAGUGUUACAUCCGAGCCGGAAGAAACAGUUGUAUCCAUCCAGCGAUUAUUGCAGCUAUUGCCAGUCGUGAGUCAAGGGGAGGUAGACUGUUGUAUGCUAGCAAUGGAUUGGGAGAUAAGAAGAAAGCGUGGGGCAUCAUGCAGUGUGACUUACACAAAUCCGGACAAGAUUGUAAAAAAUACAAAUGGGACAGCUGUGACCAUAUCAACCAUAUGACUCAAACAGUCUUAUUGCCGUUUGUUAAAACUAUCAAACGUAAUCAUCCAAGUUGGGCUGCGAAGUACCAACUUAAAGGAGGGGUAGCAGCCUACAAUUUCGGUCCCGGCAAUGUUCAAACUAUUCCUGGAAUGGAUGAUAAAACGACUGGUGAUGAUUACAGUAAUGACGUCAUUGCUCGAGCACAACGUCUUGUCAAAGCAUAUGGCUGGUAAAAUGUAUCUAUAUAAAAGAAGUUUAUUUACAAAUUUAAGCGAUAUUACACUUCAUUUAUUAUGAUUUGUUUUGUUAAUACAUGUAGUCUAGUAUUAAAUUUUGAAAAUGUA